CAUUGAUUGUCAAUAAAAAUGCCAUGAUUUACUUUAUAGGUACGCGAAGAUUUGAUAUGGUGCGCAUAUAUGACUUGAUGUAUCAGGCUAGCGUUUGUCUCAACAACUACUAUGGAUUAAUGAUCUUGUUGGUCCUUCUAGGAUGUCUCCUACAUCUGCUGGUCACACCAUACGAUUUGUACUUGGCCUUUCUCGAGAAAAAUUGGAGUUACACUUUCAUAUUUCUACAGUCUAUAUGGACGUUUGGACACAUUAUGAGACUCUUUUUGAUAGUCCAACCCUGCGAACAGAUUGGAAACAGGGUACUACAAAAUUUCAUUUUCUUGCUAUAAUAUGAACAGGUAUGUUUUCAGCUGGAGAAACUUUCAUCAAUAAUAAUCCGGGUACUGUGGUCGGAGCAUCGGAUUGACGUCAAUCAGGUGGGUAGGCAUGGACAGUUUCAACUGUAUUAAUAGAGUAGGGCAGUGUGCAUUUCAUGGUAAUGUAGAGGGAAAAAAAAGGGUAGUGACUUUCCGACAUUAAUAUUCCUUCUCAGAAUGCAACGAUAAAAGGCAUGUCCCUUUGAACAACCUACAUUUCUACUAUGGUCCGAAAUAACCAGAAAGUAGAGAAACAUCAAAUAAAAAAUUUAGAUGUUGAUCCCCAUGAGUACUACGUCAAAAAACAAUCAACAAUUCUAAAAACAUUCAUGAAAUUAAGUUUAUUGACGAUCUCAGAUUUAAGCAUUUAAGGUGUUCUAUCAUUGGUAUGGCAAUAUUUUGUUCAGUAU
Molecule: messenger RNA, 769 nt
Organism: Acanthoscelides obtectus
Lineage: Eukaryota; Metazoa; Arthropoda; Insecta; Coleoptera; Chrysomelidae
Source: the annotation of a GenBank genome assembly